GGUUUUUUACUUUCACUCCCAUUCUUACAAUAGACCUUGAGAACAUUUUCAUAUAAGCGGAUUGGAUUUCUGAAAAGGUACCACUUCGCGGUAGCAAUAUAUUGUUUCCGACGUGAGCCAUGGAUCGAAGCCGAAUAUUGAUUGUUACGCUGAUGGCAUUAUUACUUCACAGUGAAACAUUGAUAUCAACCGCAGACCCUGUAGCCUACCAGAUUAUACGUGAUUUAAUUCAAUAUAACGUCGCAGGUCCACCUGUUUUUCACGAGACAACAUACUGGGACUUUGACCCAGAGGCCGGCAAACAAAGGAGAAUCCAAUACGAACGGGAUAAUGGACGUUUCGGAGAAUAUGCAAUAGCCAAAUUAGGAACUAUGGAUUUAUGGAAGAACGGUCGCGAGAAGUUGAAAGAUGAAACUAGCAAUCGUUCCAGGUGAAGUAAUCAUUGCAUGUAGUACAAAGUUUCCAAGAACUUUCACCAUGUCGAGAUGUCGGGGAAAGAAUUAGGAUGGUAGGGGAAUGAAGAAAUUCAGACAGAGUUUUGACGAAAGACUAAAACGUCGGACGCAGUGACGUGAUCGAUAUCUUGUAGUAUCAAGUUGUUAAACUGUGUUGUUUUAAUAAAAAAAAAAGCA
This is a messenger RNA of Formica exsecta, 632 nucleotides long. RefSeq lists its product as uncharacterized. The transcript is spliced from 4 exons. Lineage: Eukaryota; Metazoa; Arthropoda; Insecta; Hymenoptera; Formicidae. The record is from RefSeq and is a predicted model, not a curated record. The coding region runs from base 120 to 434 and encodes 104 amino acids.